Saitoella complicata NRRL Y-17804 is the source of this 1173-nucleotide messenger RNA. Its product is annotated as putative oxidoreductase. The transcript is spliced from 4 exons. Gene Ontology annotation, molecular function: nucleotide binding. Lineage: Eukaryota; Fungi; Ascomycota; Saitoellomycetes; Saitoellales; Saitoellaceae. Bases 1 to 1173 code for a protein of 390 amino acids. The record is from RefSeq and is a predicted model, not a curated record.
AUGUCUGCUGGUCAAUUCGAAUUGCGAUGGGGUUUUAUGGGUCAUGGCGCGAUUGCCUGGUGUAUGGCCAAGGAUCUCCAGCUUGAUCCGGCGACCAGGGGUGUUACGGAUGUGAAACACAAGAUUGUGGCUGUCGCUUCCCAUCUUGGCAUCGCACCGGCUGAGGAAUUCAUCCACCGGAUCAAGGCGCCUGAAGCCAAAGCUUAUGGGUCAUAUGAGGACUUGGCAAGUGACCCUAACGUCGAUGUCGUAUACGUCAGCAGCCCUCACUCCCACCACUAUCCUCACGUCCUCCUCGCUCUCCGCUCCGGAAAACACGUGUUGUGCGAAAAGCCCUUCACCGUCAACGCAGCCCAAGCAGCCCACCUCCAACGCGUCGCAAAGCAACACAACCUCUUCCUCAUGGAGGCUGUAUGGACUCGAUUCUUCCCGGUAUCGAUCAAGAUGCGCGAACUUAUCGCCAACGGCGAAAUCGGAGAGCUGAGACGCGUAUUCGCAGAACUCAGUCAAGACUUCGACCCAUACAACAUUGAUCCACAACACCGUAUCGUCAACCCAGACCUCGCAGGCGGCGCACUUCUCGAUCUCGGCGCAUACCCAUUAAAGUGGAUCUUCCAAACCGUCUACCACACCCUCCCUCCCUCCUCUCGCCAAACCCCCACAGUCCUCGGCUCCUCCAUGCAGAAACUCGGUCACGGCGUCGAUGUUGAUGAGCACGUAUCAAUGAUGCUCUCAUUCCCCCGCGAUACUGGCAAUGUGAUCGCAGUCGCCAACGCCAGCAUCGGAAUGCACGCCUGCACCGCCGGUCCCGCCUUCAAGCUCCAAGGCACCAAAGGAGAAAUCACCGUCCCGUGGCCACCCUUCCGACCAACUGAAUUCACCGUACACAAACUCGGCGAAGAACCCAAGAAAUACGAGUUCGAGAUCCCGAGUGGAGGAGGUUUAGUACAGGAUUUGGAGAAGAAGACGUUUGAUGCGCCGAAUGGUGGUAUGGGAUUGUUUUGGGAGGCGGAUGAGGUUGCGCGGUGUAUCCGUGAUGGAGAUUUGCAGAGCGAGACCAUUCCGUGGUCGGAGACUGUGGAGGUUUUGAAGGUGAUGGAUGAGGUGAGGAGGCAGGGUGGUUUGAGAUACCCCGACGCCGUGGAGUUCGUGGAGGAAGAGGGUAGAGAGUGA